AGUCGCUCUCUCUCUCUCUCUCUCUCUCUCUCUCUCUCCCCCCUCUGCAUUCAAAGCACAGAAAGAAAACGAUGAAACGCGGAGCCAACCCCACAUCCAGCUAACUUCAAAAUCAUCCAAAUUCAUUCCAAUUCAUCCCCACCCAUAAUCAGAUAUUUAAGCUCACUCUUCCUCUAUGGCCAUGGCAUUUUCUUCAUCCAUUCGUUAUAAUUAUCCCACCCAACCACCGUUUUCCAACGGUUACUUUUUCCCUCUUUGAAUGACCCAAAAAAGAAACGGACCCAAAGGGAAACUCACCCCAUAAAACCCACUUCACUUGCCCCCCCCUCUUCUACAUUCUUAGAUCGGCGCCGGAGUGAAGAAAUUGGGCUUUUAGAGCAACACCCAGAUGGAUUUCAAUUCGUUUUUGACGUCUUUAGCGACGUCGUUUGUGAUAUUUCUGGUUCUGAUGGUGGUUUUCGCCUGGCUUUCUGCUAAACCUGCCAACCAUGUCGUUUAUUACCCGAAUCGGAUCCUCAAGGGCUUGGAUCCGACCGGCGGGUCCACGACCCGGAGCCCCUUUGCCUGGAUUCAGGAAGCUCUGUCAACUUCUGAGCAGGAUGUGAUUUCUAUGUCAGGGGUUGAUACUGCCGUCUACUUUGUGUUUAUGGCCACUGUGCUGGGGAUUUUUGUGUUGUCUGCCGUUAUUCUGCUGCCAGUUCUUAUUCCAGUUGCUGUUACUGAUGAUGGUAUUAAGAAUGCUGCAAAAAACAGCACCCUGAGUGCUGGGACUUUCAGUGAACUUGAUAACUUAUCCAUCGGAAAUGUUAAUCUGGGGAGUGAUCGGCUGUGGGCCUUCUUACUGGCCGCAUACUGGGUUUCCAUUGUGGCAUAUUACCUGACAUGGAAAGCUUACAAUCAUGUUUCAACUCUGAGAGCUGAAGCUCUAAUGUCUCCAGAAAUAAAGGCUGAACAAUUUGCUAUUAUUGUUAGAGAUAUCCCUCCAGUUCCUGAAGGUCAAACUAGAAAGGAACAGAUCGAUUCUUUCUUUAGGAAUAUCUAUCCCGAUACAUUUUAUCGGUCGAUGAUCGUCACAGACAACAAAGAGGUCAAUAAGUUGUAUGAGGAGUUGGAAGGAUACAAGAAGAAGCUUGAACGGUCCGAAGCAGUCUUUGCGUCUUCGAAAACCGAAGCCAAGCCAGAAGGAGUAAGACCAACACAUAAAACCGGCUUCCUCGGUCUCAUUGGUGAAAAAGUUGACAGCAUAGAAUUCUAUUCCGAGAAGAUCAAUGAGCUAGUCCCAAAAUUGGAAUCCGAACAAAAGGCUACACUCAGGCAGAAGCAGAAGAAUGCUGCUUUAGUCUUCUUCAAUAACCGGGUCACCGCAGCUUCUGCAGCUCAAAACUUGCAUGCACAAAUCGUUGAUAAAUGGACUGCUCUGGCAGCUCCUGAACCCCACCAGGUUCUCUGGCCUAAUCUUUACAUAAAUUUUAUCCAGAGGCAAGUUAGACAGUAUGUUGUGUAUGUCAUCGUGGCAUUGAUCAUCUUCUUUUACAUGAUUCCAAUUGGUAUCAUUUCUGCUUUUACGACGCUCGACAACAUGAUGAAACUUCUGCCGUUUUUGAAGCCGGUUUUGGAGAUAAAUGCAGUCAAGGUGGUUUUGGCAGCUUACUUACCUCAAAUAGCUUUGAUUAUCUUCUUAGCUAUGCUGCCCAAGUUGCUACUCUUUCUAUCCAAAGCUGAGGGAAUUCCUUCGGAGGGACACGCGGUGAGGGCUGCUUCUGGGAAAUAUUUCUAUUUCUCAGUGUUGAAUGUUUUCCUUGGAGUUACUUUGAGUGGUACACUGUUCAGAACAUUCAAGAGCAUCCAGAAGGAUCCAAACUCUCUUAUUCCCUUGUUAGCAAGUAGCCUCCCAGGCAGUGCAACUUUCUUUCUCACCUUUGUGGCUCUCAAGUUCUUCGUCGGUUAUGGUCUUGAACUAUCUAGGAUAGUUCCUCUUAUCAUAUUCCAUUUGAAGAAGAAAUUCCUUUGCAAAUCUGAGGCUGAGGUGAAAGAUGCCUGGGCUCCUGGAGAUCUUGGUUAUGGCACUAGAGUUCCUGGUGACAUGCUUAUUUUUACCAUAGUCCUCUGCUACUCCAUUAUAACGCCUCUGAUCGUCCCGUUUGGUGUCAUAUAUUUCGGUCUUGGAUGGCUUAUUCUUCGGAAUCAGGCCCUCAAAGUUUAUGUUCCUUCCUAUGAGACAUAUGGAAGAAUGUGGCCUCAUAUAUUCAAUCGUAUAAUAGCGGCUCUCUUACUAUACCAACUUACCAUGUUCGGUUUCUUCGGGGUGAAGAAAUUCUUAUAUGCUCCAAUCCUAAUUCCGCUUCCCAUAAUUUCCCUGAUAUAUUCCUACCUUUGUCAUAAGAAAUUCUAUCGAUCCUUCGCCAAUACAGCUCUCGAAGUUGCUCGUAACGAGCUGAAGGAGGUUCCCAACAUGGAACAAGUAUUCAGAUCUUUCAUCCCACCAAGUUUGAGCUCCGAGAAGGCCGAGGAAGAUCUAUUCGAAGAUGCAAGGUCUCAUGUUUCGAGAACGGGAUCAUUUGUCUAGUACAAGUUUACGCAGUUAUCGCUUUGUUCGUCGUUGCAUUAGGUGAAAAUAUGUUGAUAGGGUAACUUGCAUUAGGGAUCAAGAAGCUCAGGUUGUGAUUAAUGAAUACCUCACUUUGUGUUUAUGGGUCUUCCACUUGAUUUGUUAGUUUCAAUAGCCAUUAGAGAUAGGCAAGUGAUGUGUGUUCAAGAAUGGAAAUUCUUCAAUGUCUUGUGUAAGUAAUUAAUGAAAUUGAAAUAGUGUUAUUUCCUUCUUUCAA
Molecule: messenger RNA, 2825 nt
Organism: Momordica charantia (bitter melon)
Lineage: Eukaryota; Viridiplantae; Streptophyta; Magnoliopsida; Cucurbitales; Cucurbitaceae
Gene: ERD4
Product: Early-responsive to dehydration stress protein (ERD4)
Cellular component (GO): plasma membrane
Molecular function (GO): calcium-activated cation channel activity
Source: RefSeq, a predicted model, not a curated record